GACGCAGCUUUUACAAACCAGCCGCUCAGCUCUGUGCCGCAUUUUUCCGCCUGGCCAUAAUAAAGCCCGGCUUUAUUAUGGCCAGGCGGUGAGUUAUUGCGCAGUCACGCGUCCCUCCCAGAGGCCGAACCGGACCGGACCGUACCGUAUGAACAGAGGUGUUUCCUCUCUUUACCUUUUCCUUUCUCUUUCCUGCGCUCGGAGCUCGCGCGACACCCGCGUGCAUCGGGACAAGCACCAGCACAGCAUCAUCCAGCAUGGCCACCGUCAGCAAAGCAAACACUGACUUUGCCUUGGAGUUUUUUAACACUCUGAGUGCGGCAAAUCCCACCGGGAACAUCUUCGUCUCCCCGCUGAGCAUCAGCUCAGCCCUGGCGAUGGUCUACCUGGGAGCCAAAGGAAGCACGGCCGCUCAGAUGGCAAAGGUCCUCUCGUUCGGCUCCGGCGUCCACGCAGACUUUCAAACACUCAACGCCGACAUCAACUCUCCUUCUGCAUCGUACAUCCUGAAACUAGCCAACCGCCUUUAUGGAGAAAAGACCAGCAGUUUUCUCCCGAAAUUCCUGGAAGACACAAAUAAGUUCUACCAGGCAACCCUGGAGGCCGUAGAUUUCAUCGGAUCUCCGGAGUCGUGCAGGGCAGAGAUCAACGGCUGGGUGGAGCAGCAGACAGAGAAUAAGAUAAAAGACCUUCUGAAGCCUGGAAUGGUCACUCCAAACACGAGACUGGCUCUGGUGAACGCCAUCUACUUCAAAGGAAACUGGUUGAACCGCUUUGAUGUGGCCAACACCAAGGAGAUGCCUUUCAAGGUCAACCAGAAUGAGUCCAAAACAGUCCAGAUGAUGUACCAGAUGAAGAAGCUUCCUUACAACUACAUCCCAGAGUUUGGGCUGCAGAUCCUGGAGCUGCCGUAUGUGAAGGAAGAGCUCAGCAUGUUCAUCCUGCUGCCCGCGGAGUCUGCGGAUGGUUCUGACCCUCUGCUGAAGCUGGAGAAGGAGCUGACGCAGGAGAGGCUGAACGAGUGGACCAACAGGGCAAACAUGGACGUCCACUCGGAGGUCCUCGUCCACCUGCCGCAGUUCAAGCUGGAGGAGGAGUACGAGCUGAACGAGCACCUGGCUAAACUGGGCAUGACAGAUGUGUUCUGCUCGGCCAAGUCCGACCUGUCGGGCAUGAAUGGAGAGGGGGGGCUGUUCUUGUCAACGGUGGCCCACAAGGCCUUCGUGGAGGUGAACGAAGAGGGCACGGAAGCAGCUGCAGCCACAGCUGGAAUGGUGGCUUUCUGCAUGCUGCGGGAGGAGCACUUCACAGCAGAUCACCCCUUCCUCUUCUUCAUCAGGCACAAUAAGACCAAGUCCAUCCUGUUCUUCGGCAGGUUCUCUUCUCCUCAGUAGACCCGACAGCUGUGGGAGGUGGAGCAAUUCAAGCAAGACCAGCAAAUGUCUACAAAUAAACCAGUUUCACACCCUU
Messenger RNA from Nothobranchius furzeri (turquoise killifish), 1470 nucleotides. RefSeq names its product leukocyte elastase inhibitor. Gene Ontology annotation, molecular function: serine-type endopeptidase inhibitor activity. Gene Ontology annotation, biological process: negative regulation of endopeptidase activity. The record is from RefSeq and is a predicted model, not a curated record. Lineage: Eukaryota; Metazoa; Chordata; Actinopteri; Cyprinodontiformes; Nothobranchiidae.